Thermothielavioides terrestris NRRL 8126 is the source of this 834-nucleotide messenger RNA. RefSeq lists its product as uncharacterized. Bases 1 to 834 code for a protein of 277 amino acids. NCBI's taxonomy places the organism in Eukaryota, Fungi, Ascomycota, Sordariomycetes, Sordariales, Chaetomiaceae. The transcript is spliced from 5 exons. The record is from RefSeq and is a predicted model, not a curated record. Gene Ontology annotation, molecular function: oxidoreductase activity, acting on the CH-OH group of donors, NAD or NADP as acceptor.
AUGUUACUAGCUAUAGCUCUAUUAGACUCUAUUAAAGGAAAGGCGGACGUCAACCCAGCGCCGUGCGCAGGCAAGACCGUCCUGAUCACCAGCGCAGCCAAGGGCCUUGGGCGGGCCAUCGCUGUGUCCUACGCCAAAGCCGGCGCAAGCCGCAUCGCCAUCACAGCGCGCGGCGGCGCCUCAGAAACCCACGCCGCGGCGCAGCAGGCAGCCGCCGAGGCCGGGCGCGCCGACGUGCAGCUGCUCGUGCUCCCGCUCGACGUGACCUCGCGCGCGAGCGCGGAGGCGUGCGCGGCCGAGCUGCGCCGGCGCGGCGGCGGCUGGGAGCGCGUCGACGUGCUGGUCAACAACGCCGCGCACCUCGCGCCCUUCGAGCCCCCUGGCCGCGUCAACGUCCGCGGCGCGUACGAGGUCGCGCGGGCGUUCCUGCCGCUCGUGCUGGACAGCGCGGCAAAGACGGUGGUGAAUGUUGUGUCGGCCGGCGCGUUGGCGCUGACGCCUGGUGCGAGCGCGUACCAGACGUCUAAGUUGGCGGUGGUGCGCCUCGGGGAGUAUCUCAUGGCGGACUAUGGGUCUCGGGGAUUGAUCGUGCAUUCGGUCCACCCUGCCUCGGUCCCAACCGAUCUCGCCAGGAACAUGCCGGAAGAAUUCGUGAAAGUACUCUGCAACGACAAGCCCGAGCUCGCUGGCGACAGCAUCGUCUAUCUGACCAGCAAGCGGCGCGAAUGGCUGGCGGGGAGGUACGUCGGUUGCACCUGGGAUUUUCCCGAGCUGGAGAAGCGGGAGCAGGAAAUCGUGGAACGGAACCUGCUUAAGCUCCAAAUGAACUUUUGA